Camelina sativa (false flax) is the source of this 940-nucleotide messenger RNA. RefSeq names its product expansin-A14. The record is from RefSeq and is a predicted model, not a curated record. Gene Ontology annotation, cellular component: extracellular region. NCBI's taxonomy places the organism in Eukaryota, Viridiplantae, Streptophyta, Magnoliopsida, Brassicales, Brassicaceae. Gene Ontology annotation, biological process: plant-type cell wall organization.
CCUAUCUCCGCACAACUCACAACAACAUUGCAACACCUUUCCUCUCCUCUACCCUCACUUCAACUUUUUAGUGGAUCCUUUUCCUUUCUUUCUCCACGCCAUUGAAAAAAAAAGGCAGAGAAAAUGGAGAUUGCUGGAAUAGUGAUGAUGUCAUUGAGUCUUAUGAUGAUGCUGAUGUGGAAGAGUGUGGAUGGUUACGGUGGUUGGGUCAAUGCUCGAGCCACAUUCUAUGGAGGUGCUGAUGCUUCCGGUACCAUGGGCGGCGCAUGUGGAUACGGGAACUUAUACAGUCAAGGAUACGGCACAAACACGGCAGCUCUAAGCACGGCUUUAUUCAACGGUGGCCAAACCUGCGGGGCUUGUUUUCAGAUAAAAUGCGUAAACGAUCCAAAAUGGUGUCUCGGGGGAACAAUCACCGUCACCGGAACAAACUUUUGUCCACCAAACUUUGCUCAGGCCAACGACGCCGGAGGUUGGUGUAACCCUCCCCAACAUCACUUCGAUUUGGCUCAGCCCAUCUUCCUCCGUAUCGCUCAAUACAAAGCCGGCGUCGUCCCCGUUCAAUACCGGAGAGUGGCUUGCCGAAGGAAAGGAGGAAUACGAUUCACCAUCAACGGUCACUCAUACUUCAACCUCGUACUCGUAACUAACGUAGCCGGCGCCGGAGAUGUUAUCUCCGUCUCCGUUAAAGGAACCAAAACAGGAUGGCAAAGCAUGUCAAGAAACUGGGGACAGAACUGGCAAAGCAACGCAAAUCUUGAUGGUCAAGCUCUCUCGUUCAAAGUAACAACUAGUGAUGGCCGUACAGUUGUAUCUAACAAUGCUACUCCACGUAACUGGAGCUUCGGACAGACUUACACCGGAAGACAGUUCCGGGCUCCGAGGUGAUGACGUGGACUAUAUGGAGGACAGAAAAAAAAAAGUUUUUACUUAUUACUGA